Molecule: messenger RNA, 311 nt
Organism: Acaulospora colombiana
Lineage: Eukaryota; Fungi; Glomeromycota; Glomeromycetes; Diversisporales; Acaulosporaceae
Source: the annotation of a GenBank genome assembly
AUGACCAUGAGUCCGCUCGUAGGCUGCGGAACUCUUGCUGGACUGGCUGUUGGUCAAGCCCUAUUCAUGGCAGAGUGGGAUGCACCUCCAGAGUCGUACGGCCCUACCGAACCGCGCCUGAAGCCAGCCACCGUCUGGAGAGCUCCUGGUUGGUUGAGCAGACUAUUGGCUGAGCCAGGAGCCGAGAAUAGGACUGGUACAGUCAAAUCUGUCUAUGGACAAGUCGUCACGCCGGCUGGGAGGGGUCUUAAUGACACUGGGAAGGGUGCCAAUACUCCAAGCUAUAAUUGGGGAAAAGGCCAAAAACUAGG